GCCGAAUUAUUCCACAGUGGCCGGUGUGCUUUUCAAAUGCGAGAAACAGAUCGAUCCCGGUGCAAUAAGAUAACGGCUGCCUUCCUCGACGUCUCGAGGGUUAUUUUCUCAUAUUUAAACGACGCUGGCUACGUCGAAGAGAGAAACGUGAUAUGGAGUCCGCGAUCGGGCAUCUCGAGGAAAGUGUACAGAAAGCCGACGGGAAGCUGGACAUGAUUGCGUGGCAAAUAGACGCGUUUGAAAAAGCCUUCGAGGAUCCGGAAAACGAGAGGCCGGCUCGUUUCGCGACCGACAUGCGUUUCCUCGUGCUUAGUCUGACAUUAAUCAUAAGUCUGCUAGUCAUCCGAAAAGUUUCUGCUCACGGAAGACUGAUAGAGCCACCUUCGAGGGCCUCCAUGUGGAGGUACGGCUUCGACACACCUCACGAUUACAAUGACCACGAGUGCUAUUGCGGCGGGUUCACCAGACAGUGGCAACGGAACAAAGGGAAAUGCGGCAUCUGCGGCGAUCCCUGGGAUUCUCCAACGCCACGCGUUCACGAGACAGGUGGCAAGUAUGGAAACGGCGUGAUCGUUCGACGUUACCGGACCGGAUCCGUCAUACCGGUCCGCGUGGAGUUGACGGCGAACCAUCACGGCUACUUCGAGUUCCGCACCUGCGCCAUGACCUACCGUGACCGGGAGGUCACCCAAGAGUGCCUGGACCAGCACCUGCUGCGCGCCGAGAACGGAUCCAGCCGUUAUUACCCUGGGCCUGGCAAUCGGGUCUUCGAGGGCCAUUACAAAUUACCGGAAAGCUUGACCUGCGCCCAAUGUGUUUUCCAAUGGCGAUACGUCGCCGGGAAUAAUUGGGGCGAUUGUGGCAAUGGCACAGGAGCGGUAGGAUGCGGGCCUCAAGAAGAGUUUCGUGCCUGCGCCGAUAUCGUUAUCGGCGACAAUGAGGCGACGUUACCACCGAGACUACCGAAACAGCCAACCACCAGCCCUGCGUCCACGGACAGUUUGCCGACGGAAAGCCCAUUGCCGAAAUCCACCGGGCCAUACUGGCUAUUCAGCGUUGUCAUCGCUGGUACGUGCCUGUUGGUGGUGCUGGCCGUUAUGGCGUUGCUUUACACGUACUACUAUCACGCCGGCAGAGCCAAAAAGUGGCUGAUGGCGAGAAGACUCCUGAUGCAGGAGAGUCCGCCAGUUGCUCCGCCAAGGCAUAAAAGACAUCAUCACCUAUCGGACACACAGCUUCAGCUGUAGAAGUCUGUACUUAAUUGUCAUGUCGCACUUUGGAGAAAAGAUAGCUCGAAAGAAUUUUUCUAAUUUGAAUCGAUACGCAAUAUAUGAGUUGUGAAGUACAGCUCUAGA
This is a messenger RNA of Pogonomyrmex barbatus (red harvester ant), 1355 nucleotides long. RefSeq lists its product as uncharacterized. The record is from RefSeq and is a predicted model, not a curated record. Lineage: Eukaryota; Metazoa; Arthropoda; Insecta; Hymenoptera; Formicidae.